This is a messenger RNA of Saimiri boliviensis boliviensis (Bolivian squirrel monkey), 2925 nucleotides long. The record is from RefSeq and is a predicted model, not a curated record. Lineage: Eukaryota; Metazoa; Chordata; Mammalia; Primates; Cebidae.
ACGCCUGCUCCUGAGCAGUGCCAAGAUUCUGCAGCGCUGACUUCAGCUGCCUUCUCAGGCCUAGACUUUGGGCUGCUUUCCGGAUACCCGCAUACGCAAGCUCUUGUCACUGCUGCCCGUCCUCCCUGCACCCUACUUUUUUCAUCUUGCCACACUUUUUUCCCUCUCCCUUUCACCCUCAGCCUGUACAAAAUGCGUAAAGGAUGGAAAAACUACUGCAGCCAGAAGUCUUUGAAUGAGGCAUCAAUGGAUGAAUAUUUAGGCAGCUUAGGGCUGUUUCGAAAGCUGACUGCCAAGGAUGCCUCUUGCCUCUUUCGGGCUAUUUCGGAGCAGUUAUUUUGCAGCCAGGUCCAUCAUUUGGAAAUCAGGAAAGCUUGUGUCUCAUAUUUGAGGGAAAAUCAACAAACUUUUGAGUCUUAUGUGGAGGGAUCUUUUGAGAAAUACCUGGAACGGUUGGGAGAUCCCAAGGAAAGUGCUGGCCAGCUGGAAAUAAGAGCACUUUCUCUAAUUUAUAAUCGGGAUUUCAUUCUUUAUCGCUUUCCUGGAAAACCUCCAACUUAUGUCACAGAUAAUGGCUAUGAAGACAAGAUUCUACUCUGCUAUUCAGGUAGUGGUCACUAUGAUUCUGUGUACUCAAAACAAUUUCAGUCAAGUGCAGCUGUUUGUCAGGCUUUAUUAUACGAAAUUCUCUAUAAAGAUGUAUUUGCUGUGGAUGAAGAAGAGUUGAAAACUGCGAUUAAAUUGUUUCGAAGUGGUUCUAAGAAGAACAGCAAUAAUGUUGUGACUGGGAGUAAGGAUGCCCAUACUAUUUACAAGAGUUCAAAUCAGAAUAGGAUGGAAGAGUGGGGUGCCUGCUGCAAUGCUGAAAAUAUACCAGAGAGCUACAAUAAAGGAACAGAAGAAACCAAGUCUCCAGAAAACCCAUCAAAGAUGCCCUUCCCUUAUAAGGUACUGAAAGCCCUGGAUCCAGAAAUCUAUCGUAAUGUAGACUUUGAUGUUUGGUUGGACAGCAGAAAAGAACUUCAAAAAUCUGAUUACAUGGAGUAUGCUGGGACACAGUACUAUUUGGGAGACAAGUGUCAGGUUUGCUUGGAAUCAGAUGGAAGAUAUUAUAAUGCUCAUAUCCAGGAAGUUGGAAAUGAGAACAAUUCAGUAACAGUCUUCAUUGAAGAACUGGCAGAAAGGCACGUUGUUCCACUGGCUAACUUAAAACCACUUACCCAAGUGAUGCCUUUUCCUGCCAGGAAUGCUAUGCCCAGUCGUAAAGGAAGGGGUUACCAGAAAAUGCCUGGGGGAUAUAUCCCAGAAAUAGUUAUAUCAGAGAUGGACAUGAAGCAACAGAAGAAGAUGUUCAAGAAAGUUCGAGGGAAAGAAGUGUACAUGACUAUGGCUUAUGGCAAGGGAGACCCCCUCCUCCCACCCAGGCUACAGCACAGGAUGCAUUAUGGGCAUGAUCCUCCAAUGCACUACUCGACAGCUGGCAAUGUUAUGUCUAAUGAACAUUUUCAUACUCAGCAUCCAUCUCCAAGACAAGGUCAAGGAUAUGGGAUGCCCAGGGACAACAUGCCGGGCCCUAAAGUUGGUUUUUACCGAGGCCCAGGUAAAAGGUGCUGCCAGAAGUAUGAUAACUUCUCCUACAGAUCUCGUUCAUUUAGACAUAGUCACCGCCAGAUGAGUUGUAUGAAUAAGGAGUCCCAGUAUGGAUUUGCUUCAGGGAAUGGACAAAUGCCCAGGGGCUUGGAAGAAACGAUUACUCUUUAUGAAGUUGAAAAAGGGGAUGAGACUGCUUAUCCAAUUUUACCUAAUCAUGGAGGUCCCUCUGCAAUGGUUCCUGCUACUUCAGGAUGCUGUGUUGGAAGGCGGGGACAUAGCUUGGGCAAACAGACUUUGAAUUUAGAGGAGGGCAAUGGCGAGAGUGAAAAUGGGGGGUAUCAUGAAGAAUAUCUUUAUCCUGCAGAGCCAGACUAUGAAACUUCAGGUGCUUAUAGCACAACUGCAUCUACAGCAAACUUGUCUCUUCAGGACAGAAAAUCAUGUUCUAUGUCUCCUCAGGACACAGUUGCCUCAUACAACUACCCCCAGAAGGUGAUGGGAAAUUUUGUACCAGUUGCAGCUUCCUGUGCCAAUAAUGCCCAAGCUCCAGUCUUAUCUAACUGUGCGGCAGUUAAUCAAGCUAGUAUUACCAUUUCAGUUUCCUCACAGAAUGCUAUACAGCCUCUAUUUGUAUCUCCAUCUACACAAGGCAGGCCAGUGAUUGCCUCACCAUCCUAUCCAUGCCAUUCUGCUCCUACUCCUCAUGCUGGUACCUCUCUACCACUACCACCACCGCCACCACCACCACCUCCUCCUCCUCCUCUUGAUGUGGCAGAGGCUUCAAAUUUACCACCACCACCACCUCCAUCUUAUUCCUGUGAUCCAAGUGGCAGUGAUUUGCCUCAAGAUACAAAAGUUUUGCAGUACUAUUUCAAUCUAGGAUUGCAGUGCUAUUACCACAACUACUGGCACUCCGUGGUCUAUGUGCCACAGAUGCAGCAGCAGUUUCAUGCAGAGAAUUAUCCAGUCUAUACUGAGCCAACUCCUCUGGUUGAUCAAACCGUCCCUCAAUUGUACAGUGAGGUGAAUAGAGAAAAUGGCACAGAGGUAGAAGCACCAGCAAAUGGUACUUUUCCUAAUGCUGAUUGUACAUCUGUCCCUCAUGGAGCAGUCUAUUAUGCAGUAAUGGCAGAUCCCUACGGGCAGCCACCUUUGCCAGGUUUUGACUCCUGCCUUCCGGUUGAGCCAAAUUAUUCCUGUGUUCCCCCCUGGCAUCCAGUUGGUGCAGUACAUGGUGGUUCUUCUCAAAUUCAUGGUGCUAUAAAUCCUGGGCAAAUUGGCUAUAUUGCUCCAUCUUCCCCAACUUCUCAUUACCUACCUCAGGGUAUGUAA